CGCGCACUCCUUUCCCCGGAAUUCGCGAACCGGCGGUAUCGAGAUUAUCGAGCAGAAUUUAGCGCAUUUCUUGACGGGGAGAAUGACGGAAUGCCAUAUAUUCAGCGCACUGACGCAUAUGAAAGGGAAGCAGAUAACAGGGUGACCGUCAGUUCCGAGUGGAAGUUAUGUUUUACGUGAUAGGACUAGGUCUAGGCGACGCGAAGGACAUCACUGUCAAAGGGCUCGAAAUUAUUAGGAGAUGUGACCGCGUGUACCUGGAGUCCUACACUUCUAUCCUAACAGUACAGCAGGAAUCCUUGGAAGAAUUCUACGGACGUUCUCUGAUCGCAGCUGAUCGCGAGCUGGUAGAGAAUAAUGCGGAUGAGAUACUGCCGAUGGAACAGGACGAAGAUGUUGCUUUUCUGGUUGUAGGAGAUCCAUUUGGAGCUACCACACACACAGAUCUGGUUCUGCGUGCAAAGGAAAAAAAUAUACAGGUAAAAGUCAUACACAAUUCAUCGAUAUUGACUGCGGUUGGUUGCUGCGGCUUGCAGCUAUAUUCAUAUGGGGAAAUUGUUUCAAUUCCAUACUGGACCGACACUUGGCGACCUGACAGCUUUUAUGAGAAGAUAGCUUCCAACAGGCAGAGAGGCCUGCACACCCUCUGUCUCUUAGACAUCAAAGUUAAGGAGCCUACUCUGGAAAGUAUCACGAAGAAAAAAAAGGAAUACAUGCCCCCGAGAUUCAUGAGUGUCAAUGAGGCUGCCAGUCAACUGAUAACAAUACUUGACAAUAAGAUUCAGGAUGGUCAUAAGGACUUAGUGUUUACACAACAGAGUUUAGCAGUGAGUUUAGCGCGAGUGGGUUGCGAGGACCAGCAUAUUGUUGCUUGUUCCCUGCAAGAUAUGAUGCAUGUAGAUUUGGGAUUGCCGUUGCACUGCCUUGUUAUACCAGCUGAAAAGCUUCAUCCUCUUGAGCUAGAAUUUUUAAUGCAAUUUGCUCUAGAUAAGAAUCAAUUCAAAGACAUGACGAAAUAAGCAUAAUCUUUUUUAUCCAACGAAGAAAAGAGUGAAUUUUUUUUUGUACAGAAUCUUUGACAAAAUAAAUUGAUUUUAUCAAAUUAUUAAACAAUA
This is a messenger RNA of Monomorium pharaonis (pharaoh ant), 1115 nucleotides long. RefSeq names its product diphthine methyl ester synthase (gene Dph5). The record is from RefSeq and is a predicted model, not a curated record. Gene Ontology annotation, molecular function: diphthine synthase activity. Lineage: Eukaryota; Metazoa; Arthropoda; Insecta; Hymenoptera; Formicidae. Bases 168 to 1019 code for a protein of 283 amino acids. Gene Ontology annotation, biological process: protein histidyl modification to diphthamide. The transcript has 5 exons.